AACAAAAAGUCAUAUGCGUCGUUGAUGCGUCGUCAUUGAUCGAUUAAUUCAAUUGAAUCGAUGGUGACUGUGAUGAGUGAAUGAUAUUAUUUGCUUGCAAACCAUGAGUUCGUUUGUAUUCAUCAAUCAACACGAAAUCGAAUUCCAAAAUGAUGCUCAGCAACCACAAACAUUGACCAUAUUCAAUCCAUAUGAUUUUACCAUUACUUUUACUUUCAAAUCAACCCGUCCGGAUGCAUUCAUAUUGUCGGCAACACAUGGCGAUAUUCUCUCACGACAUUCUUUGGAUGUAUUAAUCACUUUGUUGGACAAAACGAUUGUCGAGGAAAAAUUUCUUAUCAAAAUCUAUUCAAAAGAGAAAAAAUUGGGUGAAAAAACUGUACGGGUAGCGUACAGGCCAGAUGACCAACAGCAAUCAGUGAUGAGCACCACCUCAAAAAGACUGAAAAAUGAUUACUUUCACGACUUGAAUGAACCGAAAUCGAUGACUUUCCGAAUGGAUGCCAAUCAACGCACACCUCACCAUCCGAAUCCAUCUUCCAAUCAAUAUCUGAUAUGGACUGCAUUGGCCAUUUGUCUGAUGAUAUUGCUGUUGCCUCACGAGCAAUCUCAAUAUAGCUAUCUACAAGUCGGAGUCAAUGUCAAGAUCUGCGCUGCAUAUGUCCUGGGCAUCGUCACCGUGCUGUUGAUUCGAAACUGACCAAAAAAUAAUGUAACACUAUUCUGUAAUUAUGUACAAAUUCCUUUCCACCAAACCAAUUUCUCUUUGCUUUUUUUCUGUCGAAUCGAAUAAAAUAAUUUACAAAUAUUUA
This is a messenger RNA of Dermatophagoides pteronyssinus (European house dust mite), 812 nucleotides long. RefSeq names its product motile sperm domain-containing protein 1-like. The record is from RefSeq and is a predicted model, not a curated record. Gene Ontology annotation, cellular component: cytoplasm. Lineage: Eukaryota; Metazoa; Arthropoda; Arachnida; Sarcoptiformes; Pyroglyphidae.